CUUUCUCACUAAUUUUUGGGUGCAUGUUUCUUAUGCUGUUGCUCUUCUUAUUAGCAUCAUUCAGUUUUCUUCUUGUAGUGUGUGAAAUGGAGCUUCAACUCAAAACUAAUUCAGUUUUCUUUUUGAUUGUGUGGUUGCCAAAUUAGGAUUUGGGUAUGCCUUUUUAUUUAUUAUUUUGGUAAUUAUUUGAUUUGAAAUUCAGAAAUGAUGGUACUCUAUCAUGUUGCUUCAUCUUUCUGAGUCUAAAACUGUCUAUUGGUUCCAAUUUGCGUUUAGAUUGUCGCCAUUUUUUAUUUAUUUAUUUAUUUUUUUUUCAUGAGAGAUAUCUGCAAUAGGGUUGGCUUUCUGGUCGAAAUUUUGAUUUUUUUCUUCAAAAAAGAUGGGCAAAUACCAUAAGGACAUGAUGCUAAUGAAUAUACUUGUUUUGGGUUCUUUCUAUAUUAUCAAAACAGCAAACAAGAUUGAUUAAAAAUGAUUCCUUUCUAUGGGGGGGAAAAAAAAAACAACAAGUCUUUAUCUGUCGAAUCAUGGUUAUCCAAGAAUGGUACAGUAGAGAACUUGCACAAGGGAUUUCGCCCACUGGCUGUCCAAGGGUUGUCAAGGAGGCUGCUUCUGCAGUUUAUUGGAGUCAAUUCUGUCCAAUUACAUCCUGUUUUUGCUGUGCCCUUGCCAGAGAUGAAGGAACCUGAAGUCAUUGGGACAUUGAAGCUUCCCAGCGGUGUUAGGAUUCAAGAGAUUGUUGAAGGGAAAGGACCUGAAGCCCAUGAAAGAGAUCUGGUUGAAAUCAAUUAUGUAUGCAGGCGUUCAAAUGGAUAUUUUGUUCAUAGCACUGUGGAUCAAUUUAGCGGAGAAAGCACACCUGUUAUACUUCCAUUAGAUGAGAAUCGGAUUAUAAAGGGUUUGAAAGAGGUUCUAAUUGGCAUGAGGGUUGGAGGAAAGAGAAGGGCAUUGAUUCCUCCUUCUUUGGGGUACAUAAAUGAGGACUUAAAUCCAAUACCUGAAGAGUUUGGCCCUCGACGCAGUCUCUUGUCCCAUGCGAACGAGCCUUUGAUAUUUGAAGUGCAGCUUUUGAAAGUACUUUGAUUUUAUCCCUACAUACCAAUUUUUUUAUUUUUAUUUUAUUUUAUUUUAAUUAAUUAAUUAAUUUAUUUAUUUUGUGAAAGUUAUCACUAUAUACCUUGAAAAGCCAAAAGUUGUUUGUUUUCCACACAGAACCAAAUAGAUUCUUCUUCUUGUAGCUUUAACAUUUUUCAAAAUACGGUAAAAGAAUGCUGCAUAUUUUGAAGAAUGGCAUGAACAAAAGUUUCUUAUUAUAA
Molecule: messenger RNA, 1316 nt
Organism: Ziziphus jujuba (common jujube)
Lineage: Eukaryota; Viridiplantae; Streptophyta; Magnoliopsida; Rosales; Rhamnaceae
Product: peptidyl-prolyl cis-trans isomerase FKBP16-1, chloroplastic
Exons: 8
Coding region: 472-1083 (203 amino acids)
Molecular function (GO): peptidyl-prolyl cis-trans isomerase activity
Source: RefSeq, a predicted model, not a curated record